AUGGCUAGUCAGAGCAGCGAUGAGCUGUGUACAGCCAUGCUGGGCCCAUCGGCUGACGCAGAGCCAGCAACGUGGGUCCCCUCUCGUGCGUCCCCGCAUCCCAACGUGGAUUCACGGGAGAGUUCGGAGAAGCAGGGCGACCAAGCCGAGAGCCCAGAUCCCGGCUCCCAAGACAACCCGCCACCACAGGGCGCAGACUACGGUGUGGCCAACCAGAGUAUUCUUCAGCUCUCCCUCCCAAGAAAGCUCUGGACGAUGGCGGAGGAGCCCGCCUUCACCUCUGUGCGCUGGAAUGACAAGGGAGAUAUGGUGAUCGUCGAGGAAGACCUCUUCCAGAGGGAGGUUCUUCACCGCAGAGGCGCAGACAGGAUUUUCAACACAGACAGCUUGACGACUUUCAUCCGCCAAAUGAACCGGCAGGGAUUCAGCAAAAUACGCCUGAGCAGCCGCUCUCCAGGGAAGAAGAGGCUGAUGAUCUUCUGCAACUCCAACUUUCAGAGACACAAGCCUCUGCUCAUCGAGAACAUUCAGAGAAAAUGCAACCUGGGAGCAACUGAUCAGCCCGGGACCAGCGCAACAGCCCCGAAGGGAAAGAAGCCGCACGUGCUCUACGAGCGGUGGAGCGGGAUGGGCCAGGGAACACCACGCCCCCAGGAACUGCCCGCCAGCCCCACGGUUUACCCGGCUUAUGGCUCGGAGAUGUCUCUGUACAACAGCUGUCUCUCCCUCCUGCCGGGGGCCCUUUUAGCUACGUCCCCAAACAAGGUCCCUGAGGUGGACGAGGAGUAG
Molecule: messenger RNA, 789 nt
Organism: Lagenorhynchus albirostris (white-beaked dolphin)
Lineage: Eukaryota; Metazoa; Chordata; Mammalia; Artiodactyla; Delphinidae
Product: heat shock transcription factor, X-linked member 3-like
Exons: 4
Coding region: 1-789 (262 amino acids)
Biological process (GO): regulation of DNA-templated transcription
Molecular function (GO): DNA-binding transcription factor activity; sequence-specific DNA binding
Source: RefSeq, a predicted model, not a curated record